This is a messenger RNA of Trachymyrmex septentrionalis, 744 nucleotides long. Its product is annotated as UPF0687 protein C20orf27. The transcript is spliced from 4 exons. Bases 124 to 591 code for a protein of 155 amino acids. Lineage: Eukaryota; Metazoa; Arthropoda; Insecta; Hymenoptera; Formicidae. The record is from RefSeq and is a predicted model, not a curated record.
AACUAGACAAACUAGACUUUACAUCGUCAGUCAUUAGAAGCACUGGAUAGUUAAUUUUAUCAACUUUUUUGGUAAACAGUAUGAAAUUACAACUGUCAAACCUGCCAAACUAUUUUAUGGAACAUGGGAGAUAAAGAGCAUCAUGUUCAUUUUAGCGGUGGAAGUGGAUUUGGAAAAGAUAAUAAUAUUAUGAUACAGCCACAGCGACAUGGUCAUAUAGAUGCUCAUUUAGGGUUUUUGCAAUUGUAUCACAGAUAUCAUGUAGAAUUUUCAGUACCAUGGAACACAUGUAUUCAUCCAGAUGAAAAGACAGUAGCUCCAGCAGUAAUUGCAGGAAGUCACAAUGCAAAUUGUCAUAUUGUCGAUUUUGCACAAGAAAAAGAUGGCUUAAGGUUAAAAGUUGAGCUAUUGGCAUAUAAGGAGAAAAUAUUAAAAGAGGAUGUUGAAGUGAUGUGUUGUCCAUCAGGUACUCCAUUAAAAAUUGUACUGAAUGCACGUGUAUUAGCUAAAGAUAAGGGUACACCAUUGUUGAGAAACGGCAUACGCAGUAUUGCUGUAGAAGGAACCAGCGAAGAUGAGAUGUCUGAAUAAUGUUGCUUAUUAUCGAGCUGUCUUUCGCUGAUAAAUAUUUAAGCAUUUAAGUGCUGAAUACUAGUUCAAAUGAAUGAACAAUUCAGCAUAGCCAAAAGAUCUUGUAAUCAGACUACAGCGAACAUUGCAAUUGUAAAUGGCUAAGUUCCACGA